Molecule: messenger RNA, 1484 nt
Organism: Salpingoeca rosetta
Lineage: Eukaryota; Choanoflagellata; Craspedida; Salpingoecidae
Exons: 12
Coding region: 20-1258 (412 amino acids)
Source: RefSeq, a predicted model, not a curated record
UCAACAUUCAGCAAGCAAGAUGAGCCGGGAGGCGAAGAAGCGGAUUCUGCAACAGGCAGCCGAGUUCCUUGCUCAGCAGGAGCAAGGUGGCAGUGUUGGUGAUGCCGCAGAAGAGUGCCCUGGAAGCGAAGAGUGCUGGACGAUCUGCGCCAAGCUGGAAGCAGCUGCGAGAGGAAAGACCGAUCCGCAGAGUGUCGACGCGCCCAGUAUCCGAGAGUUGCUGCCUUGUGCACCGCCCCCAGCAAAGCCAGCGUCAGAGGAGCCAAGCAGGUUCAAGUGGAAGACGAGCCUUGAUGAGAAGUUUGAGUUCGACUUUUACAAAGCCAUCCCUCGCAAGCGCAUCGACAACCUGUCAUGGGGCAGCGGCGUCAGGGGCGUGCAGCGUUCUUCUGCAGGAUCAGAGGGUGUAUUCUUUGUUGCGUUUCGAGACACGGAUGAAGCUGUCGUCAUCAAGGGGUCACGCAACAUUGCUGCGGAGGCGUUUGCGGGCUUUCUCGCCCUCAAACUUGGCCUCAAGUCUCCAGACUUCCGCAUCAUCUCCGUCGCCGCACGGGAGGCGCAGGCAAUGAUGCACACGUUCCGCGAAGUCGACCACCUCGGCCUUGCUCAUGCCGUUCUCAGCAAGCAGUCUUUCCUGUUAAUCAAGAACUUUGUGCGGGGCGUCAACCUCGGCCAAGUGAAGGAGGCUGACCUCAUCAAAGUGUUUGGAGAGCCCGGUGCCUUCACGGAUGGUGGUCGCGAGCGCUUCAAGGAGUUGGCGGCGCUUCUUCUCCUCGACGUCCUCUGCAACAACGGUGACCGCUUUCCGCUCAUUUGGGACAACCGUGGCAACCCAGGCAACGUCAUGUUUGCACGCAGCAACGGGCAGGUCAUUGCCAUCGACAAUAACAUUUGCGCCGUGGACGAGGCCACAUAUGCGGAUCAACACCGCGAGUACCUCAGCAAGGUGGAGAACCUGAUUCAUCUGACAGCGCGGCACACUGAUGAGGGCACGGAGGCGCCCCAGUUCCACCGCGUGCGCGACAAAGUGAUUGAGUACUGCAACUACGACUAUGGCCUGGACGGCUCGCUCCUCAUACAGCAAGAAUUCCUUCACCUGGUGCAAGAUGUGCCGGAUGACUGGCUGACAGAGGACGAGUUGGCACAUUGGGUGGCUGCGCUCUCCAACUUCACGCCGCCGCUUGUUGGCAUCCACGCCGUCAGCGCCAAGUUUGUCAUGGCUGUCUGGAACACCCUUAGGGAGAGCGCGCAGGCAUAAAAGGACACAGCCAUCCGCGCACCGGGCGCUGCCAUGCCAUCCUCGCAGUCCCCACCAUCACGUAGUUGAAACCAUCACCACACCCUGCCUCCAAUUGCGUCGAACACACUGCCUCCUCCUUGUUCUCCUCAUCCUCUCUCCUGGCGCCAUACGGCCUGAAAUUGUGUUGCGCGUUGUUAUCCUUUUAAGAAACAGUCCUACAUCAUGGCACAGCGCAGCGAAACAU